Meloidogyne enterolobii is the source of this 456-nucleotide messenger RNA. The record is from the annotation of a GenBank genome assembly. NCBI's taxonomy places the organism in Eukaryota, Metazoa, Nematoda, Chromadorea, Rhabditida, Meloidogynidae.
AUGUUUGGGCUUCGAAUGUUUUCAAAUAAUCCAUUUCCAACACCUCCUGCCGACUGGUUAUUGUCCGCUGUUUUUCUUUCUUCUGGUCUUUGUUCUGAUUCUACAAUUGAUUUACUUGAAAGACUUAUACUCAACCGUGACAAAAUUUCCUUGGAAUGUUUUUGGCCCCAAUCAAUUCGCUCUUCAGACAAUAAUUCCUUUGAAGAUUAUUUAACAACAAAAAUCUAUCCUCUAAUUUUUUCAUUUCUCCAAAAAUCUCAGCAAUUCCAACCCCUCAUUCCUUUCCUUUCUUCAAUUAAAUUACCUUCACUUUUACAUUUAUUUUUAUUUUAUUCCCAACAAAUUUAUUUAAAUAUUCUUCCAUUUAAAUUAGUCGAAGAAUAUUUACUUUUGGCAAUAAUUGGAGGGCCAGAAGCUCAAGUAAUUUUUAAUUGGAGGGUUGGGAAUUACAAAUAA